Diceros bicornis minor is the source of this 2309-nucleotide messenger RNA. It is a transcript of the gene ARMC7, whose product is annotated as armadillo repeat containing 7. Lineage: Eukaryota; Metazoa; Chordata; Mammalia; Perissodactyla; Rhinocerotidae. Bases 372 to 968 code for a protein of 198 amino acids. The transcript is spliced from 3 exons. Gene Ontology annotation, molecular function: protein binding. The record is from RefSeq and is a predicted model, not a curated record.
CCCUCUGGAGCGGAGGUAAGCGUGCCUUCCACCGGAAGCCCGGAAUCGAGCUGAAAAUCAAGCCCAGCGGAGGAGUGCUGCGUACCGCGACUACCUCUUCCAGCGCACAGCGCAGUCCUUGUCUUUCACGCCGCAAUUUAGAUUUUUCACGCCCAACUCUUACAAGAUCCUGAGGCCCCACCCCAUCCUCCUCAUCCCAAUUCCACCUGCAAAUUACUGCAUAACCUGAACCCAGAAAAGGAAGAUAUUUCGCGCCCCGGUCCGCCCUUACCCUUAUCGGUAGAGGCCCGGACAGGUUCUCUCCCGGCUUUUCCGGCCUCACCUCCCACACUCUCCUGCCUGUGCGCUGGAGGUCCUCCGCCUCCCCGACCAUGGCCCAGAAGCCGAAGGUAGACCCCCACGUUGGGCGCCUGGGGUACCUGCAGGCGCUGGUCACGGAAUUCCAGGAGACGGAGAGCCCAGACGCCAAGGAACAAGUCCUGGCCAACCUCGCCAAUUUCGCCUAUGAUCCCAGCAAUUACCAGUAUCUGCGGCAGCUGCAGGUCCUUGAUUUAUUCCUCGAUUCGCUGUCGGAGGAGAAUGAGACCCUGGUGGAGUUUGCUAUUGGAGGUCUUUGCAACCUGUGCUCAGACAAGGCCAACAAGGAGCACAUCCUGCAGACAGGGGGCAUCCCACUCAUCAUCAACUGCCUGUCCAGUCCCAACGAGGAGACUGUGCUAUCUGCUGUCACCACGAUCAUGUACCUGAGCUCACCAGGCUCUAGCUCCCACCCAGAGCUGACCGCCAUGCCCGUGGUCCAGUGCAUGCUGCGCUUCUCUCUCUCGGCCAACACGAGGCUCCGGAACCUGGCCCAGAUCUUCCUGGAAGACUUCUGUUCUCCAAGCCAGGUGGCUGAAGCCCGCAGCUGGCGGGGUCACUCUGCCCUGGGUAUUCCCCUGCCAAGGACCGAGGCCCCACAGCAGCCCUGAUCCAAGGAGACUUCAAGGCCAUGGCACCCCCACUGCCAGAGACAAGACCAAAUCCUCAUGGGGGCUCAGGAAGCAGGAGCAGCAUAGCUCCCACUGAGCACAUUCUCCCCAAAUGGUGCCUUUUCGGCCAUUGUAAAGGUGAGUUUUCUCAGCAUGACAGGUAUUUACACUGUGAUGAAAGGCAUUAGGAGAUGAGUGAGAACGCCAGACUUCGGGACACACGGAGAAGGAAAUCAGAGGCAGUGCCGUUGUCACAGGCUGGCACUCUGAACCAACUAGAGGUGAAGGUCCUGCCUCCCAGCCCACCCCACUGCCAGGCUCUCACUCUCGUGUAAGAAGCACCAGGGUCCCUAGAUCCAGAGGCUGUGCAGAAGGCGGUUCUCCUGAGGAGCAGCUGGGCCUGGGGCUUAGGAGAAUUGCCUAAGCUUGAGGAAUUGAGGAAACAGGCUUUAUCCCUUAACAGAAGUGUCUGGAGUAAUUUUGAAGAAUAGAAAUGAGAAGCCUUGUUGUUACAAGUAUCUUGGGGCUCUGGGAGGGUGUUGUGCCCACUCCAGGGCUACGAAGCCUGGGUACCUGCCCCACAAGGUCUCUAGGCCAGGCAUUGGGUAUGGUGGGCACUGGCCUGGAGAACACUAUUGCCCAAGAUUACCCGUUUAUCCACACAGGCCUGUCUGCUAGGCACCGUGUUAGGGCUUCAAAGACGAAGAUGUGGUCCCUGCUCUUGAGUGACGUAGCCCAGUGACUGUUAAUAUGGCCGUCAGGCAUUAAGACCAAGGCCAUGAGGGUGACACAUCAGAAUACAAGCACAAAUCCGUGGAGUUGUGUCUUCUCCCCUCAGUACACCAUGGUCUCCACCUGAAAGCCCUGGCCCUCCUUCUCUGCCCUCAGGGCUAGUGACAGGGAGUCCCUGUCCCUGAAGUGCGUCUCAGGCUCAGGAGGGCUUCAGGGAUGCAAGUAAGAGUGGUGCUCAAGGGAGAGGACCAGGUACCGACAUCAAGUGUGUGGCUUGGAGUCCACGAUGUACGCUGGUUUGCACAGGGGAAGGGGUGUGGGACUCCCGUGCAAAGUUGGGGUUCAGGAGCAAUGGGGGGAUCCUGGUCUCCCUUCUGUACUCCCUUAAGGUUGACCUCUUACAGGCCAAGGAAAGGCAGAGGCAGAGGCAUGGUAUCCAGGUCGACGUGGAGGUGGGGAGGAUUAUGGGACUAAUGGAUAAGAAGAAAGAUGGAGGGAGGGAAGGCCUCCUCCUCAGCCUCUAUUCCAACUGCCUCCCUAGGGCUCCUGUCCCUUUACUUUCCCAAAUAAAGGACCUUAAAAGAGCAGCGAGCCAAAGUGUUUUAUUAA